Molecule: messenger RNA, 2918 nt
Organism: Phyllopteryx taeniolatus (common seadragon)
Lineage: Eukaryota; Metazoa; Chordata; Actinopteri; Syngnathiformes; Syngnathidae
Gene: tysnd1
Product: trypsin like peroxisomal matrix peptidase 1
Exons: 4
Coding region: 134-1696 (520 amino acids)
Biological process (GO): protein processing; regulation of fatty acid beta-oxidation
Cellular component (GO): peroxisome
Molecular function (GO): serine-type endopeptidase activity
Source: RefSeq, a predicted model, not a curated record
UUAAACAUCUCAGUGUGGUGGUUGUGUUGCCACCGCUGUGUGUUUUAUUUAAACGUCACAUUUCAACUUGUCUCUAUGUAAACAUUGUUAAGGGCCGACAUGGGCAAAGUUCACCUGGUCGGCUAACACCAUCAUGGAGGUAAACGACGUGGCGAGGUGCUGCUGUGUUGUUACCUUGACUGAGGCUUUUUCUGCUCGUGCGCCCUUAAGCUUUAGCGGCGUUGUUAUCUAUCCCAGCACCGGAGUGGUGAUAAGCACCGGCCUGCCGUUUUUUCGUUUCAUUACAGACGAAAAGUCCACUGAUGCUAGCGAGCGUCGCUUCCUUUUACGUCACAACUUCCGCGACAACCUUAAAAUUGGCGUCAGCUUUCCUUCCCGGGGUCACGUUGAGGCCAAUGCAUGCGGAGUUGGUGAAAUUCGCUCACCCAGUAGAAGCUACAGGGCACAGGAGCAUGAAGCCGAGUUGCUGAUGCUGGUCAACUGUGUGGAGUUCAAACAGACUUUCCAGGCACUUUUCCAUCAGGCUGACCAGUGGCGUUUCCACGGCGACGAGGAUGACGACCUGAUCCGCGAUGCCGACUACCUCAGCUGGUUUGCUGUGCUCAAGGCGAGAGCGCCACACCCGGGCGCCGUCUCCUGGCGGAGGAGCUCGUCUCUUCAGAAAGGCUCCCCGGUAGUCGCCUGCGGCUCGCCGUUCGGUUCCCUCUGCUCGGACCUCUUCAACGGCACCGUGAGCAGGGGCGUCAUCAGCAACCUGGCGGGUGAGCACAACGCCAUCAUCCUCACAGACGCCCGCUGCUUGCCCGGCACGGAGGGCGGCGGCUUGUUUGUGAUGGAAGAUGAUCGCCUGCACCUGGUCGGGGUGAUCGUGUCGCCGUUCGGCUGGAAGGCCAACGAGUGGAUUGGACUCACGCUCGUCUGUUCCGUCCACUCGAUCCUCAGGAACGUUGUCCAGUGCGCUGACAUUGGGGAUCCGCUCCGAGAUGUCUGGCUUCACCCCACAGAGGUCUUCACGACCCGAAAGUCAAAUGUGGGCGAGUACCCGAUUGUGUGCUUGGUGGACAGCGGACACCAGUGGGGUUCAGGGGUCCUCGUGACAUCGGAGCUGGUUUUAACCUGCCGACACGUUGUCAAUGGGAAGUCCACGGUCGCUCUCAAGUUCUACCACAAAGACAGAGUCCUCGACAGCGUGGGCAACGUCCUCUUCUCCACUAAAGCGUCGUCACCCUACGAUGUCGCUGUGGUGCGGCCCAGGGAAUCCAUCUUGGAUGUCGUCGUCCCUCGAAUGGCUCACGAGUUCAACACAGGUGAAUGUGUGUUGGUGGUGGGCUAUGGCGGGCUGGGCCGCCGGUGCGGCCCGUCACUGACCUGCGGUGUCCUCUCUAAAGCCAUCAGUCUCCACCGCCAGACCAUAAUGUUUCAGACCACUUGCGCAGUUCAGGCAGGGGCGAGCGGGGGCGCUGUGGUGCGAGCAUCUACAGGAGAGCUGCUAGGGAUCGUAUCCAGCAACACGAGGGAUUUGUCCGCCAAGGUAACCUACCCCCACCUCAACUUCUGCGUUCCAGUGAGCGUGCUGCAGGGACCGCUGCACCGCUUUAGUCGGCUUGGGGACGUGACGGCGUUUGACGCGCUGGAUGCCUCAGAGGAACAAGUGAAAAGGGUGUGGAGGCUACAAGAUACACAAAGCAAACUGUAGGUGCAAUGUGACAAUGCCCACAGAGCCAGAACGACAAUUUGACAUAUGAACACUGGAAUGGGCCUGUUUGGUACAAAAUAAGUGAUACAAUGAACUCCACAUAAAUUACAUUCACGAGCAGAAGACAAGUUUAACACUUCCACAGUAUUCUAGCAAUACCGAUAAAAUACCACUAGGUGACAAUAUCGCUCUGCAAACACCUUCCUCCUUUAGUGUCUUCAAAGGGUGAGUAUUUCAUUUUUAUCUUUAGUAGUCAAGGUCUCGUUGGGUACCUUGAAUGGCGGUUAAGAUUGUGACUAAAAGGGGACAUGUUAUGGAAAACUGACUUUUGUUUCUACAGUAUAUAUAGAAAAACUCAGAGAAACAAAAAGAAAAGAUAACCUAGAAAAUAUUUUGUUGUUUGCUAAUUUCUAAAAAUGUCUUGAGUCUUGCUGAGUUGUGAUGGCUCGUUUACAUAAUAGCUGCCCCCAUACUGAGUUUCUCCACCCAUGACUUGGCAAAGAUCUGCCAUUUUCAAAGCACGGAUGGACUGAAUGGAAAAAUUAUGUCAAAGCCAAAAGAUACGCAGAGCUGCAAUGUUAGGACAGAUUAGCAUUUAGCGUGUGAUAAACGGCACAUACUUAAAUGUUUGAUGAAACGGGGGGUAUUUAUGCUUGGCCAUGUGUUCGCUUUAUGCGCCACAUGCACCUAUCGGCUACACUAAUUGACUAGUAAUUUGGCGGCUUGGGAUGAAGUGCUGCAUCCAUGAGUGAAAAUUCAAAUUAUGUAAAUUUUUCGCUUUAUACUCCGAUGUUUGAGAACAAGAAGCCACUCGCUUAGUUGCAACAAGGUAGCGCCGCCCCCGGUCGUCCGGGUUAUGAAAGCCCAUUGGCCCCGUAGUACACAUGGGCCGGGUGAGCAGUAGCUCAUUUAUAUGAGACAGAACCGCCCACUCAAAACUAAAUGAUUUCAACCCGAGUGUUACAAGUUGAUGUGUGCCAUAAUCUUUUAACCCUUGUGUUUUUGACAGACAUUUUAAAUUGUGAAAAAAUGGCAAAUAUGUCUUCUUUAAAACAUUGCCUGUACAAAUCAAGUGAUUGAAAAUAAAAGCUACUCGUGUAUCAGCAUGUAACAUUUUGCUAUAUUAUGUGCAAUAUUGUAACAGCAAUUUUCUUAUUUUUUUGACAGUCCAUGGCACUGUAGCUUAUAAAUAAGUGUUUGGAAACUUGUUUGCUCAACCAUA